Trichophyton benhamiae CBS 112371 is the source of this 456-nucleotide messenger RNA. RefSeq lists its product as uncharacterized. Bases 1 to 456 code for a protein of 151 amino acids. The transcript is spliced from 3 exons. NCBI's taxonomy places the organism in Eukaryota, Fungi, Ascomycota, Eurotiomycetes, Onygenales, Arthrodermataceae. The record is from RefSeq and is a predicted model, not a curated record.
AUGCUGAAACGCAGCGUCUCGAGCAUCUCCCGACCAACCACAGUCCGUCUUUUCCUCUUGACUACUCGAUCGUUCAUCGUUUUCAUCUCUGCACUUCGUCUUCCUCUUCGUCUUCCUCUUCGCCUUUCGUCUUCCCGUCUCGUUGCUUUUUUAUAUCCACGGUCACAUGACCCCGGCGCUUCUAUCGAACUCUUCUUCCUUCUGCGGCGGGUUUUUUUUCCUUCGUUGCGACCUUCGUUGUCCAUCGACUCGCUCUUCUGCGUCCUGCGUCUGCUCGCUCGUCCCCGCGGCCUCGUUGCCUCGUUGCUUCAUUGCUUCCGUGACAAGGCGAGGGAGAAGAACCUCAAGGAGGCGGCCAGCCAUAAGAAGAAAAAUGAGAUGAGCGGGACUGAGUUUGCUCGUACUAAGGAGGCUCAGGCUGAAAUUAUGCGGAAGAAACAAGAAGCUGGUUCGUAG